CUCACGCCCGCCGAGCCGCCCGCCGCCGAUAUAUUCGGCUAAUAGAUCAAUAAUAAGGAGCGCACCAGCAGCGUAAUGGAGCCGUGAGCUGCGAGGACCUUUCCCGAGGAGCGAGACCACGCGCCCUUGCCGCCGAGAGGACCCGCCGGGAUCCGCCGACCACGCCGAGGGGAACGCCCGCCGAGACGACGCUUACCUCUUGACCGUGAGGACUGCUCCGGGCUAACCAGAGAAUCCGCUGCCUGCCAUCUGGGUCGGCGACGUAGUUGGCUGAGAAACAGCGUGACGACUUCAUCGAGGAGUCCCUAAGUGGCGGAACGAUUUACGGAGGACUAGGAAAAGGCAGACUGUGACCGUGGCCUGAGGUUCUGCCGAGAGACGAACACUGAUCGAUCGAUCGCGAGUGCCGUUCCAUGACCCGGGCCAGUGCUUUAACUGGCUGUACCAUAAAGUGUUUCUGGACUUUGGGAAGAAGACCGACGUGCAUACUGGCCAUGUGACUGGGCUGUGAAAAAGAAAGUUUAUCAAAAAGUAGUACGGUGCACAGUAAGGGGACAACUGGAACGGCGAACGCUGACCGAUCGAUCGCUAACUCGAUAUUUAGGCCAUACCUGUAAUCUACCAGCUAUAUUGCUAGUGAUAUCUAUCACUGGCGACGUAAAGAAGCUUCAGAAGGUGAUUUUUCUCGAAAUAAAUAAAGAGAAACUAAGAUGGUAGAACAGUUGACAUACGACAAGCUAACCUGAAUCUCGAAUGUGCCUCGGUGGUCGUGGCGGAGCCGAUGCCAAGAGUUGGACCCUGAGUUUCUCUUGCCAUAAAGUAUGCGUCUAGGCUCACCAUGUCUGUGUGCGUUAGACUACCUUACUCUGAAGGGCUGCGGAUGCGCCAAUAAGAAUCUUAGGGCAUUGAAGGGACACCUUCUCUUUGCUCAGCAGAAACCACAUUUUCCAGUUGUUAAAUACACGGCCAGCUAUGUAGCGAGUAUUUCCUCUUGGAUAUUGUCGGACGAUGUCCGCUAGCCAAGAACCGGGGGCGCGAGAGCAGAAAUGGUUUUAAGGUGCGCGCAGCUCACCUGCAUGUGCCUCGUACCACUAGCUCACUCGACGUAGUAGAAUGGCACAACGAGGCAAGAGGAUCAACAGAAACGACAAUGACUCGGCGUCUUGCCCAGGCGCUAUCAAGCGGCGCAAGUGCAGGUUGGGACCGGCUGUCGCAGGCUCUGUGGUGCCCACGACGACCCUGGGACCCUCCGAAGAGGAGGAAACGAUGGCGUCGUCCAGUCAAGGGGGGGCAUCCUGGACCCCCCGACCGCUCAGUGACAUUAAGAUCUCGAGCAUAUACAACCGGUCCGCAGCGGAGGCUCCUGCCGAGUUGUUUCGCAAAGACUUGAUUAGUGCUAUGAAGUUACCGGACAGCGAGCCCCUCAGUCCCAAUGAAUAUUGGGUGAUAACCGAUCAAUGGAAGCAGGAGUGGGAACGAGGGGUUCAAGUGCCGGUCAAUCCAGAUUCGCUUCCAGAACCAACAGUGACUGUUACGCAAACUACACCUCUUAACAAGUUACAUGGUGAAUUUAAAUUGCCGAAAAAGUUUAUUAGAAUAUCCCGGGACGAUUACUUCAAUCCUGAAGAGCACCACUUAAGUACCACCCCAGCUCGCGCCGAAAAGGCUUGCGCUUACGACCUAGACGACACCGAUAUCGCGUGGCUUGAUGUAUUGAACGGAGAGAGAGCGCAGGCUGGUCAACCGUCAGUGUCCGAGUCUCAGCUAGAACGUGUGAUAGAGGAGCUGGAGGUUCGAUGCUGGGAGAGGAUACAGACGAUAGUAAAGAACGAGGAGGGUCUUGGCAUCGAGUACGAUGAAAAUGUCAUCUGCGAUGUGUGCAGAUCGCCGGACUCCGAGGAAGGCAAUGAGAUGGUCUUCUGCGACUGCUGCAAUAUUUGCGUGCACCAGGCGUGCUAUGGGAUCACUUCGAUACCCGAUGGCUCCUGGCUGUGCCGAACUUGUUCGCUGAGCCAGCGACCGGAUUGUGUUUUAUGCCCAAACAAGGGAGGUGCAAUGAAGUGUACACGUAGUGGCCAGAAGUGGGCUCAUGUGUCCUGUGCUCUCUGGAUCCCUGAAGUCAGCAUCGGUUGUGUCGAAAGGAUGGAGCCGAUCACCAAAAUCUCCAGUAUUCCGCAAAGUCGAUGGGCACUAAUUUGCGUGCUCUGUCGCGAGAGGGUCGGCGCUUGUAUCCAGUGCAGUAUAAAGACGUGCAAGACGGCUUAUCACGUCACCUGCGCCUUCAAGUACGGACUGGAAAUGAAGGCGAUUAUCGAGGACGAGAUGGCAGACGAUGGGGUCAAGCUGAGGUCGUACUGUCAGAAACACAGUAGAACGAACACGAAGGAUAAAGUCGGGGUCGGAGGAAGCACGGGGAGCGGAGGCGGAAAGGGAAACUCGGAUUCCGAGGACGGGGAGUCUAGGAGGCGGAAACGCAAGGACAUGACUUCCGAGGAGAAGAACCAAGCACGUGCGGCCAAAUUGCAAGAGAUCGAGGCUGAAUUCGACAAGCACGUCAGUCUGAAGGAUAUCGCUUCCCAGCAGCUGGACAUCGACCACGACGGGAUCGUUUACAUCUACAACUAUUGGAAACUCAAGAGAAGAGCCGGCCACAACAAGCCGCUUCUGGCACCUCGGUGCGGCGAACUCUCGGGGGCGGGAGCUGGGGCGCGGGCCCAGGGACAGGCGGCGGACCUGGAGAAGAUGCGGACGUUCGUCCAGCUUCGCCAGGAUCUGGAGCGCGUGCGUAACCUCUGCUACAUGGUGGGUAGACGGGAGAAACUGUGCAGGACGUUCCUUCGCCUCCGCGAGCAGACCUUCCACAAACAGGCCCUGGUGAUGUGCGGCCCCCUGACCCCGGCGGCCGCGGCGGCGGUCGUCGAGGCGAACCACGGGCCGUCGAUCUACGACCGACUCUACUCGCACCCGGACUCGGAGGACCAUACGCGCGACUUCGAGACGAUCGUCGCGAGGAUCGCGGGCGUGAAGUCACCGACGCCGGUGUCGAGCGACGAGAAGAAACCUAGGGCCGACUUCAACGGGGCGUCAAGCAAGCGGCUUUACUUCAACGGGUCGGUGAGGCGGCGGAGCCUCUACGGGAGCGACCUGUCGUCGAUGAGUGGCAGCGAGACGGAGACGGCGAGGCCGACGGUGAAGACGGAGGUGAAGCCGAAGGUGCCGAAGGACCCGAAGGGAACAACGGACUCGAGCGCCGAGGACGAGCGAGCCGUGGUGAGGUCCAAGGGCCGACGGCGACCCAGGCGAGCCGGGGCCCCGGAUCGACCCGGGGCAGGCAGCGGCAACGAGAAGCCGGACUCGUCGACGGUCACGGGCUCGCGGACCCUGCAGCACAUGGAGAGGGAGCUGGGCAGCGCCUCGGGUAGCGAGAGCGACGAACUGCUGCCUCGCAGCGCAGGACCUGGGGCCCGGUUGGGCCCCUCGGCCGCCGCCGCCAUCUACUCGGACACCGAUUCCGACUCCCAGGGAGAGCAAGCCUCGCAUUCGGCUGUCCUGAUCACGAAGGCCGCGGUGAAGCAGUUCUCCGCGGCCGACAACGCGAAGAACAACCAGAAGAGCUUCUCCAGCAAGGAGGGCGUGCCGGGGGCGACGACGGAGGACGGGCCCGGGACCAAGGCGCCGGCCAAGCGGAAGGAGUGCAUACCUUCGGCGCUGAUCGUGCCCCAGAGACAGGCGGCGAAGAAGGCCUCCGAGAUCAUGCAGCGUGCGCAGAGCAAGCGCGAGCCCUCCGGCGACGUGCAAGAGACGGCCAGGUCGCCAGCCGAGGAGGCCCGGGUGCCAACCAAGCCUCGCGACCGGCAUCAGGCUAAGCCUCGGAAGGAGGCUCCUCCACCCAGGGUAUCGCGGGAUCCCCGGAACAACGACGUCUACGACUUCGAGAAGGAGGCCGGGGAUGGGAGCGAGAUCCUGGCUUAUGUACCGCAGCGGCAGGCCGCGAAGAAGGCCGCCGAGCACAUUAAGAGCGGCCUCGGGACCAAGGCGCCGCCCAGCGAACCCGAGGUCCCGCCCGAGAGGGAGAGGCCGAAGAAGGAGUCACCGGACGCGAGGAGAAGCACCGUCGUCGUCACGGCGUCCCCCAGAAAACCGCGCAAGCCGCCCACGGAGACCAGGGCUGCGUCGGCGCCGUCGAGCAACAGCGAGACCACCUCCAGCAGCAGUUGCUCCAGCUCCUCGGAUAGCAGCAGUGAGACCGACGAGGGCAGGGCCCCUGCGAGGGGACCCGCUGGGGAGGCGCCGGUCUGCGGCUCGACCAGCUCCUCCUCCGAGAGCGAGGCCGGGCAGCAGCGUGCUAAGGCCCUGGCGAAGAAACCCGUCCAGGGUGCGGACGAGGCGACGGGACCCGAGAGAAAGCUGGCGGCCGGCCGGAAACCGAAACGGCUGCCCGAGAAGAAGCUUAAAACUUCCGACGGGCGGCGUGGACCCGAGUUUCAGCCGCCGACUUCUCAGAGAGGUGAACCAGGUGGAGGCCCCCCGACCAAGGAGCAGCCCCAGCAUCACCACCAGCCGAAGAGGGCGGACCACCGCGAACCCGGGAGAAAGCCCCUGCCUGUUCCGCAGCAACAGCAGCAACAUCACCAGCAACAUCAGCAUGCCCCCGCCCAGGUCGGUGCACCUGGUGGGCCUGGAGAUCAUGAUGGGUUGCGAGGUCUACCUGCGCCCAAGCCUGCCAAGAAGCCUCCGAGCCAGCAGCCCCCCAUCAAGCAGACCCACCAGCCCCCGGCAAAACCCAAGGACGACGCUUCGGGGCCAGGAGGGCCCCCGCCUACGCCGGGAACCCCCACGGCGACCUCCAGGUCGAAGCCGGAGGCUCGUAAACGAAAAUCGAGCGAGUUGCCCCAGCAGAAGGAGGAGAGGUCCGGGAAGGACGUUCCUGCGGUCAAGAAGGUAGAGAGGAGGCCGGUCGUCAACGAGAGGUCGAAGGAACCCGAAAGGGAAAAGGAACCGGUGAACAGGACCGAGGUCAAGGUCUCCGAGGAGGAGCCCAAGGUAGUCCAACUUGGGACGACUAACGUAGAGGAGAGGAAACCACCGAAGAAGACCACCACCAGCAGCAGGAACUCGAUCAACACCCUGGAGGAGGAGAUGAAGCAGCGCAGAGCGGAGCGGGACAGCCCGAAGAAGUCCUCCAGGGGCUUGGAUAAGCUCCUGGAGAAGCGAGAACACCUAGACAAGCUGUCGAAGGCCAAGGGCGUGGAGGUGAAGCCCGAAAAGGGUCUCGGCCUGGAGGUAACCCCGAAGAGGAUGCCGAGCUUGCCGACGAAGGUCGGCGCGUCCAAUGAGGUGAAGAGCGAGGACAGAAAGAACCACGUCAGCGAGGACGGUGUCUUCGAGGUCGGCGAGCUGGUCGAGGAGAAGUCGAAGAGGGACGAGGUCCUCACCCAAGCACCCGGUCGACCCGUGGGUCCCGAAGAGAGGAGAAAACUAGAGAAGACGGAGGCGCUACCCAUCGGGAACGUUGUCGUCUGCGAGGAGAUCUCCGUCCCCAAUACGCUGAACGCUCUAAACACCCUGAACACCCUGAACACGUUAAACACCCUGACCGCGUUAGGAGCCCUGAACACCUUGGGCGACAAUGGGGCGAAGGAACCAACGGAGAGGGCCCUGCCCAGGCCGCUUCCCACCGAAAGGCUGGAGGUCGAGCAGGAGGGUCAGAAAAGGCGCAGGUCGGUCAACCGGUCCAUCUUCUCCCCCCAGCACGUCGGCAAGGAUCCGAGUGUGUCCGAACUCUUCGACUUUGACCAAGACAUCCUGACCGACGACAUGGUCAACGACGACGGCUUCGGAAUGCCGCGCGACGCGGAAGAACGGACCGCCCCUCUUUCGUUCUCCUUCAACAACGAACUCUGGUUCAAGGAGGACUCGAAGGAGGACAGCGCCCGGGAGACCCUGCACCUGGUGGAGAAGCUGAGGAUGGAGCUCUCAAAGAAGUCGAAUUCUAGUCAGUUCGAGCUGGAGGCCGUGGGGCCAGAGGAGGGCGUGAAGAAGGAGGAAGAGGCGGUAGUGCCGAUAGGGCAAGGAGAGCCCGAAGACCCCGAAGAGCCGGAGGAGCCGCAGAGGGAGGAGGGACGCGCCCUCCCGGAAGAGAAGACCCCGCCGAAGACGGAGCCGCUCCCUCCGUACGGCCCCGACGAACUGGGGCCCGCUAAAGUGGGCGCGGCCGAGCGCGAGAAACUGGAUCGAGGAGAGGCAGACGAGCGGUGGGUGCCCCCGAGCGCGACACUGGAUCCCGGGCCCGUGGCCCUGGGAGCCCUAGUGGACAGCCAGGCCCAUCGGUACCCGGGCCCGGAGGUCGAGGAGCCGGCCCACGCGCACCUCGUCCAGGAGCGAUACCAGCUGAUGCAGCUGGCCCCCCACCCGGGAGGCCCGGGUCUUCUGGAGCAGGCCACCGGGCCCGUCGUUGCCGACGAGAUAGCUCACCAUCACCAGCUGGGAGUUGGCGGCGGUAUGCACCCCCAGGUGCAUCCCCAGGAGGAGGAAGAGGAGGAGGAGGAGGAGCGGGCCCCGGAGCCGGAACGGGCCCUGGAGAGGGAGGACCUCGGGGUGGAGGUGCGGCAGGAUUACGGACAGGACACCAGGUGGGCCGAAUCGCAGGUGCUGCCCUCCCGGCGCUCCACUUCCUCGUCCAUGACCUCGGCCUCCUCGGCGGAGGAGCACCCGGCCAUGCCGGCCUACAAGGGGCCUCUCGGGCCCCCCGUGCCCUUCCCCGUGGAUGCCGGGCCGUACCACCCCUACCCCGAGUCCACGUCCUACGCGGGUCCCGUUUCCCUAUUCCCGCCGCAGUCCUGUGCCGCGGCGCUUCCUUACCCCAGCCCUGGAGCCGCCAUGUUCCCUCCACCCUUCGGAGCCCCCUUCCCUACGCCCCCGACCAUUAUGCCCCACGUGCCGAAGCCGCUCGAGGACUCGCUCAACCUGCAGGCCUCGCCCUGCACCGCCGCCUUUACCUCCUCCUCGCACAACAUGGCCCUGACCGCCGCCAUGGUCUCUCCCACCAAGAUCCCGACCCCGCCACCCGGGCCGCCGCCACAGGUGCAGCAGGUGCCGCAGGCGCUGCACCAGACUCACCAGGAGGAGGCGGGCCCGACCGAGCCGGCCGAGUCGCCAGCCCUGGGCCUGGGGUUCCUGGCCGGCGCCGCCGAGGCCCCGCUGCCCGAGGGCCUCCAGGAGGCCCCCUCGGGGGGCAAGACUCCCCAGUCGGGGAAGAAGUCCCCGGCGAAGCCCACCAGAACCUCGGCCCGGGUCACUUCGCUGCAGGGCAAGUCCCCGGGAAAGUCGCCCAGGCAGCAGGAGGCCCCGAGGGCCGCGUCCGGGAACCGCGGCCGCGGAAGAGGGGCCAAGGGCUCCCAGCAGGCCGGAUACCGCGGAAGGGGGAGAGGGCGGGGCAGGGGCAGGGGAAGGGCUCACCAGAACGCCUGCUCGGGCCCGGUCGUCGCUGCCGCUGCCAACGCCCUCCACGGGGACGAAUCCAUCCAGAGCAAGCUCCUCGGCACCGUUUACGACUUCGACUCCGACGAGGACUCCACCAGCGAGGCCAACAUCGCCGACCUGAGGACUAUGCGAGAAAGGAAGAAGUCGACGGAGGCAGGCGAGAGGAGGGACGCCAUGGGGGGGUCUGCCGAGGGCGUCCACCAGGCGCACCUGCUGGGUAGCCCUCAGACAGGCCUGCUGAGGAGGCACGAGGGCUCGCCCGCGGCCAGAGAGACCGGCACCCUGGCGGGGCCCGAGGCCUUCUCGGACCCCGCGGCCGUGAUGCCCCUCCUACCGGGUCCCGUCGACAUGAGGACCUACAACUCGGCGGCGGAAGCUCGGAGUACAUCCCUCCACGGGCAGACCUACGGGAACCACCUUCUGGGCGCCUUCGCCGCCGGCUCGGCGGACCAGACCCUACCGGACCUGGAGGAGGACCUCGAGAAGGAGCUGCGCUCGGCCCUGGCCGGCGAGCAGCGCGGGGCGCCCGAGGCACCCUCGAGACCCGGGGUUCCACCUGGCCUGGAGGGCCCCCCAACUGGCCCCGGAGACCCUGCCGACAGGGUCUCCCUUACCGACUCCCGCAACCAGCUCAAAGUCAAGAUCAAGGGCCCCUUCCUGGACGCCAACUACGUGCCGGCCUCGGCCGUCCCUCCGCUGGCCCAGCAGGCCCCUGCGGUCAUCACCCCCGCCGCCACCAGCGCCUCCGUCGCCUCCGGCACCUCGAAUUUGAGGCGCAUGAGAAAGAAGGAGCUUCUUCGGCAGUACUGCUCCCAGGACAUGAACAUGGACGAGCCCGGGGUCGGGAACGUCGCCUCCGCCCCCGCGCCCAUCAACCGCACGGUGAUCACCAUCCCCAAGGCGGUCGCCUCGAUGACCAGCAUCCCCACGAGGGAGGACUACAAGGCCGUGGUGGACGCGAACAUGGAGAAGGAGCGAGGAGGGUAUCUCGACCCCGCGGACGCCGAGGAGGGGGCGGGCCAGGAGAGGCGCCGCGGCGCCCCUCCGGGGACCGUCGAUCGGCGGCGCAGGAGGCAGCCCAAGCCGACCCCGGCGACCGCCUCCGCGGCCGCCGUCGCCGCUCCCAACGCCGCGCCUCCCAAGCUCAAGAUCAAGUUCGGCAACAGCGUGAUCGGGCAGGACCAGGGCGCCCAGGAAGCCGACCGGUCGCGCAUCAGGCCCCCCAAGAAGCGGCUGAGCAGCAUCCCCAGCAGCAUGCCCAGUAUCGAGGAGCUGAAGCGCGAGAGCAUGAAGUUCCGCCGCAUGAUCAUGGCCGGAUUCGACAACGACGAGCGGGCCAAAGUGAAGAGCAAGAAGCUGAAGGACAAGAACGGCCGCCGGAGGAAGAAGCAGUCGAGCCGGAAGGAGGGCCGGGUGCAGAUCCUGCAGGACGGGCCCGCGGCGCCCCCCAAGCUGAUCAUCAGGCUGGGGAAGGGCCCCGACGACGCCCCUUCGACGCCCUCCGUCCACCUGGAGGACCGCGACCGGGCCCCCGCCGAGGACCCCCCGAGGCCCGAACCCCCCGAGGACCGCGUGGGCCCGCCGCCCCCGGCCCCCGAGCCUGCCGAGCCCCGGCCCCCCUAUCCCCCGGAAACUGAGGCCAUCCUCGACAAGCCGACCCCCACCGACCCCGACGCCCCCGCCGCCGCCCCCCUCGGCAACGUCCGCGCCGCCAAGGUCACACCCAUCAGGUUAAAACUCACCAGGUGCCACGAGGGCUACGAGCUCAAGGCCCCCCCGCCCCUCGCGGUCAACGCCACCCCCGCCAACUCCGAGGACUCCCCCGGGACCAGGGCCAACUCGCUGCCCCCGCCGCCCCCCGGAUCCCGACCGAACGCCGGGGCCCCUGACGCCGACGCCCCCAGGCCCCCCGAUCCCCCGGAGGGGGUCGGCCCUCCCCUCCUCGCUCAGCCGACCAAUCGCAACUCUCCCGGCUGCCCCCCUACUCCGCUACCGCAAGGAUGCCAAGUUAGGUGAUAAUUAAUGAUAAUCGUGUAAUAUAUAUGGACUCUGCGGAUUUUUUUCUCUUCGAAUUAGGGGACGCUUCCCCGCCCGCGCGUGCGCCUCCUGGUGUGGCCGGAUAUGCGCCUGCGCGCGCGGGGCUUGCGUGCUUACGUAGAUAUCGAUAUAACGCGAGCGGAUGACGUAUGGCGGACGGAGGGACGUGCGGGAAGACUACACCCUGGACGCGGUUUUUUCGUUUCUCGGGUCUUUAGGUUGUCUCCUUGUUGUAAUAUAAAUUAUUGACGCUGUACAGUUUCCGAGGGUGAAGUGAAAUGUCACAAAGUGCCCAAGAAUUCACCAUAAUAUCGAUAGCCUGUGCAUUUCGGAGGAGAAAGAUAGAGAGAGUGACGGGACGUCGGGACGACGCUCGUUGUUUAUUGUAUACUCAGGGCUUGCCUGGUCGGUUGUUCGAAAGUGGAGAUGAUCGUUGAUUAUCGAUUAUCCAUUGUCGAUGUGACGGAUACGAUGCUUCUUUUUUUUUUUUCCUUUUUUUUUCCAGGGAUUUUCCGUUAUCAUUACUUUCCCUUUAAUUUAUUUAAUUUUCUAGGUCCAGAUUUUAUGGAGGGAUUUUAUUCCACUUAGCGUGGAUUAUGUGUAUCAUAUUUUAGAUAACGAAUUAUGACGAGUCGCUUUUAAAUGUCUUUUGUCGAGGGCGUAUGUAUCUUCUUUUAUUUUUUCCUCCCCACUUUCUUCUCUUUUGAACGACCGAUUAGGAACCCGUGCGGAGACGCUCGAUCGUAGUUGCGACUUCUCGUGAGAUAAAUGCGCUUCCUUAUGGAUAAGGACCCUUAUUGGCGAAACAACGUGGGUGGAUUGGGGAAUCUUCCCGUCGAGUCUGGGAGAGAUCGAAGAUCGAGACCUACUCAACGAGACGAGUCUCUUCUCGACGGUCGCCACUCUCCCUGGGAAUUACCCUGUACAAAACGUUCUUCACGAGUCGCUGCUUAAAUCGUGAUUUUUAAACCCUAGGUACAUUUAUUUAUAUAUUUGUAUAUAUAUACGCAUAUAUAUAUAUACACAUAUAUAUGUGAAUUUUAAUACGAUGGAGGUCGCUCGCGGCGCGAUCUUUCCGAGGGCUGUCGAUCGACGUGUAAGAGUCACUAAACAUGGUCAAAGGCCUGAGAGUCUCGGCGAGUCGGUUUCUCGAAUUUCAUGGGGCCUUUCUUCUGUUCCAUUAAAAUUACAUGAUUUUUCUCACACCGAUUAAAGCUUGAAAUUCGGAAAGGAAGGACCCAAGUGGUCGAUAAUCCCGCGGAAGGACGUCAGGAGCGAUUGUCUCGAAAUUGUUUUUUUUUUUUAUUUUAUUUUAUAUAGUGAGACUUUUGUCUUUCACUUUCUACGUCGAUCUGAAAAUAUUAAGCAGGAUUAACGAGUGAUAGUAAUCGCAGUGGAUUUCUUCUUUUUUGUUUUUUUUUCUUUUUUUAAUAAUCGCUUCUUUCGAGACCCUCCACGACCGCCCGGGACUCUGCUGUGCGUAGCCUGUGUAAUUUAUUUAUGACGGAUAUUAUUACGUUUAUUAAUAUUAUUGAUUGUAUGCGGACAGGAUUAUUUAUUUAAGGAGGACGCGGCCCUGCGAGGGAGAUUUAGGGGCCGUUUAUUAAAUGAGAUACGAGGGACGAACGAGCGCGAGGGAAAUGAUAUAUGUGUAUAAAAGUCUGUAUAUGCUCGGUGCCAUACAGAACUCUGUACCGGUGUUAAAGGAUUGCGAAAAAGGGGUGGCCGGAUGUAAAGUCUGCCCAAGAUAGACGUUAAAAUGGAUUCGGAAAGGUUUCGCGAAUGUGCGUGAGACCAGAGGUCACGAAGAUUUGGUACGACUUUAAAGGGGGAAAGAAAAAGCGGGGAAGAAAAUGUCCGAGUCUCGAAGCCCUCCCCCUCGGAGAAAUCGUAGUGCCUAGACUAAUCAAUGGAAGUUCGAUUUUUCGUCGCGACCCGUUAAGAAGAGAUUAAUAACGUCUAUACACGUCGAUCGUACACGCCGGACGCAGAAAACGCGAUCCGGAUAACGAGAAAAUCGAGCCCGACGUCGCGAGGAACGGGGAGCCCUGGGAGUCGACGCCCCGUUUUCAAGAUUUUUUUACUCUCCCUCGGUAACAGGUGAAGCUCUAAAAAAAAUACCCUCGUAUUCCGGGCACUCUUAACGAAUCGGUCGAAUUUUUGCCGAUCAAUUUCUCUCGACGAUUCGAUAUGGAAAAAAAGAAAAAUAACUCCCGUCGACUCCCCGUUCUCCGACUCGACCCAGGGACGGUCGCGAGCGACGAGAAAGAAGCAAUACAAUUAAUUAAUUAAUUUAGGGAGGUAAAGGGUGCGGGAGGGCUCCCCUGACUUUGUCAAUUUACUCGAUCUGUCAAGAGAUACGUACCUAUAGGGAAUGGAAAGUUCGGGAAUAUCGGGGGAAGGAAAAAAUUGGAAACUUCUUCACCUCCCGUCUCACGUUUGCAAUCAACGCCGCCCAUGGGGGGGGCCCCCUCGCAAUUUUCCGGGGCCCCCGUCUCUUCCACUUGUUUCCUCCCUGAGAUCGAGAAGGAGAGAUCAAGGAAACGUCCUCUUCCAUCGAACCUAUUUUUUUCUAGAGGCGGGGAGGGUGUGGGCCGACACUUAUUUCCACCUCGUCUUGACAUCAGGCGAAAGUCGAAGUUGACGCUGCGUAUCUCGCGGAGGCGAUUUUCUUCCGACACCUACUGUCUAGGAUACGUGUACAUGUACAUAUAUACAUAUAUAUUAAUAUUGAUUUUAUUUUUUUUAAUUUACACUUUUUUUUUUCUUUUUUUUUCCUUUUUUGAGAGAGCGAGUGAGAGAGAUUCUGCGGGAUGAUCUGCGAAUCGUGAUGAAGGGCCACGUAAGGUCCACGUUCUCCACCUAGAGAAAUUCGGGUGAACUGUACGUGCACUUUUAUAUAUAAAUUUUUUUUAUUGUCUUUCUUUUUUUUUGAGAGAGAGAGGUGUUCGCAAGAUCGAGAGAGUCUCCGGUCACCGAGGAAACGAUCCGCGGAUUAUAUACGGAAGGGCGACGUACGAUUCACCUGAAAUAAUGCAUUUCGGCUGCAUCGUACGUCCACUUCUGCAAUUACACGGAUAGAGAGUAAGGAAUCAGGUGCGAUAAUUGUGAGGGGGGUUCGCUUAAACACCCGUUGUCUGUCCCGACUUAAUCGGCGUAGUUGGUAAUUUUUCACCGUUUUUCUAUCACGCAAGGAUACGUCUGAAACUUUCGACAGGUGUCACGUGUGCACAAUCAAUUAACAGAGAGUCAUGGUCUUGUCAUUACUCGAGCCUACAGCAUGUGACGAUUUUUUAUUCAUUUUUUUUUUCCGGUCGGAAUCGAGAGGUUUCUGUAUUUUAUUAUUAUUUUUUUUUAAUAUAACAUUUUAUCCAACCGAACGCACUCUCCUCGGUCGGAAGUUUCGGCUCCUUGCCCCUGGAUUUAAAGGAAAGGAGAGAAAAGGAGAAACAACGGUUUCGCACCCCCUUCGAUUUUUGUAAUUAAUUUCGAGGCGAUCGUGUCGCCGAGUCCCGGUAUCGAUAGCUCCGUCUCGAUAGCUCUCGAUCGCCCAAGAGCGCGACCCAGUGAUUCCGGAAAUUAAAUCUCGUUUUCCGGCCGUGAAUUUUCUCCGAAGCUCCCCUGCCGAAGGGGAGAUUAAAGAACCGAGGAUAAACCGACGGGGGGAAGAAUGCGCAGGAAAAAUCGGAGCCGCGCCCUGGAUAGGCUGUUAACGAGAAAUCCGUAAAAAACGCACUCGUUGGCGGGGCAAUGUCUUCUCGCGGGAUAAGGAGGAGCUCUGUUAAGUUUUAAUUGAUUCCCCGGAGAGGAUGAAGGUGGGGGGGGGGAACGAUGGGGAGAGAGAAAAAUUGUAAACCCCUGCGAGAGAUACGGGGCCCUAGGUUUUUUUCGGGCCCCUCCUGCGCGGCGGUCCGUUUUUAUUUUUUUACCGAUUUCUCCGAUGUCUCCCCCCCGCGCCCCCCCAGCCCCCGCUGAGAUUCUUUUUCCUUCUUCGCAAAGGGCGAGAGCUUCUUAUUCUUCCGAGGAAGAGGGAGGGAAAACCAUCCUUAAGUUAAGUAGAUAGCGAAAUGAGUGGUACGCGAGGACACGCUCCGAUUUCCGGAUCCACGCGCAUUAAUCGCAACUUACACUGUACAGUGAAACAGGUGUCAGUGAUAAGGAGAGUUCUAAGAGCCUAUAUAUUGUAAAUAUUUAAAUAAUAAACACAAUUGAGUAAUUUUUAA
This is a messenger RNA of Orussus abietinus, 13742 nucleotides long. It is a transcript of the gene rno, whose product is annotated as PHD finger protein rhinoceros. Lineage: Eukaryota; Metazoa; Arthropoda; Insecta; Hymenoptera; Orussidae. Gene Ontology annotation, biological process: regulation of transcription by RNA polymerase II. Bases 1114 to 9498 code for a protein of 2794 amino acids. The record is from RefSeq and is a predicted model, not a curated record. The transcript has 13 exons.